UCAGAGGGGGCGCCGUGGCGCUGGAGGGGGGGCAGAAGUAUUGAUCAGGCGACGCCGGAACUGAGUCAAUAAGACUUGGCCCAUUCACCGUAGUGAGGACCUAGAGUGCGGACGAGCGGGGAUGGGUAGCGUGUGUUCUCAGUCAUGACAAGCUCCGCGGUGACAGUGUCGUUGUAGAGUGUCUGUAAUCUGUAGUGAUCCAACAUGCCGAAGCCGACGCCCGUGGAGGACCUGGUGAUCCCACCGCAGGACAACCGCAUCUGCGGCACGAUCUGCAUGUGUCAGAUGACAGCUGUGUUGAGCAGCGUGGCGCUGGUGUACCUCACUGUGGCCAUAUACAUGCCGAGCUUCAGAGCGUUCAAGUCAGGCAUCACCGAGGUGCCGGCUAUGUGCACCACCACGAGGGCGGUGACCAAGGACAACUGUGACUGGGGCUCGUGUGGAGAGUGGUGCCUCAGCAAGACAUCCGGAGCCUGCAUGCAGAUCUACGUGAACCUGAGGAACAACGGAUCUAGCUUACUGUUCGCCAACUGUACCAACACGGCGAAUAAGACGUGUUACGGGAUAGACCAGGAGAACGCCAAGAAGAGCCGGUGUAUCGCCGACGAGUGCCGCAACCUGACCGGAACCUUCAACUGCACCAUGGGCACCUGCAUCAACAUCACCGACGCCUUCGAGUGCGUCUUCAGAGAGACAGACGCGCCGCUAAAAUGUUCCGGGAGACGAGGUAAAAUAAACUGUAUAGAUAUAGACGGGCUGCAGCAUUGCACCCGAGGGACGUGUGAGAGGAUCAGAUCCCCGUACAACUGUGACCGGCGCUGUCUCGACAUCCCCACUCGUAACAAAAACGUGAUCGUGCUGAAUGGCGACAAAGUGUAUCUCUCACAUUGCCAGCGAGCUAUAAACGUAGAGACAGACUCGGAGAUAUGGAACGAGACCAGAGAGAAUGUGUUGAUGGCGAGCUGCUUCACGAUAGAAAACAGCUCCGCGGGAGGUAUUACCGCGUCGGACUGCAUCAACGGCUCAGUUCUGGAGAAGAACUUGCUAAGUGAUCUGACCAACUUCACGUACCUGACCUACCUCCACGUGCAUCACACCAAGAUACUAGACGAGACUAGGAUGGUAGCACCUCCAGAACCCGACCUGUUGAUCGCCAACGAGAGCAAGUUGCUGAUUAACCUGGAGGGCUGCGUUAAUACACUGAAGGACGAGUGCCGUGAGUUCCUCAGAGAGUACGGAAAGGACGGGUCCGACCACAACGCGCGCGCUCGCUUCCCUUGUUUCUUCUCGGAGCAGGAUACGGACACCGUGGUGGCGCGGUUCAGUCUGGAGAAGACCUAUAACGAGUUCCUGAUCGCCUCGAUAGUGCCUUCCUGUCUGUUCGUGAUCUCAUGUAUCACGCUGAUCCUGUGCCAGAGGACAGUGGAGGUGGGCGACGACGCGAGGAUGAGGUUCAAGAAGAGGAGUAAGUCGUCGGAGAACAACAAGGAUGGAGGAGCCAGCGACGCGGGAGGGGGGGACCACGCCAUGGCCCUCUGAGAUCCGUCGCGCAUUCCCCUCCUGCAGGACAGUCCGACGCACCAGCACGUUUUCUCACUUCAAGACUACUAAUUUCUUCUCUCGCUUGGCUCACGGCAUCGCUUAGUGCGCGGUGCGGCAGGGGAACGCGUCACAGGAUCUCUUAUCGCUCG
Macrosteles quadrilineatus (aster leafhopper) is the source of this 1691-nucleotide messenger RNA. RefSeq lists its product as uncharacterized. The transcript is spliced from 2 exons. Lineage: Eukaryota; Metazoa; Arthropoda; Insecta; Hemiptera; Cicadellidae. Gene Ontology annotation, biological process: regulation of sodium ion transport. The coding region runs from base 205 to 1539 and encodes 444 amino acids. Gene Ontology annotation, molecular function: sodium channel regulator activity. The record is from RefSeq and is a predicted model, not a curated record.